This is a messenger RNA of Danio aesculapii, 2667 nucleotides long. RefSeq names its product WASP family member 1 (gene wasf1). Gene Ontology annotation, cellular component: cytoskeleton. Lineage: Eukaryota; Metazoa; Chordata; Actinopteri; Cypriniformes; Danionidae. The coding region runs from base 333 to 1958 and encodes 541 amino acids. The record is from RefSeq and is a predicted model, not a curated record. Gene Ontology annotation, biological process: positive regulation of Arp2/3 complex-mediated actin nucleation; actin cytoskeleton organization. The transcript is spliced from 10 exons. Gene Ontology annotation, molecular function: protein kinase A regulatory subunit binding; actin binding; Arp2/3 complex binding.
CACCGACAUCCAGAACAUCGCAGCACCGCAGAAAUGGAGCACAGCCGCGGUGUAUGAGGGUUUAUGCGGCUCAUACUCGCGUUAUUAGCUGCUGGGUUCGGAAAUUAACCUGAUCGCUUUUAUCAUAUGUGCAGCAGUAUUUCCAAAGCGGAUCCUCUUCCAGCGCUUUUUCGGAGCUCCAGUUUAACGGGAUUCACAGAAUAUCACUAUACUGUAUUUCUGCAAUGAACACCACCGCGUGACAGAAAAACAGAGGGAUAUUUUAAGGAAUAACUGGCAUGGAAUAACAGGAAUCAGACGCAUUUAUUCAGGUGUGUGUGUCAGCGUUCAGGAUGCCGCUGGUCAAGCGCAGUAUUGAGCCUCGUCAUCUGUGCCACACGGCUCUUCCCCACAGCAUUAAGAAUGAACUGGAGUGUGUGACCAACAUCUCUCUGGCCAACGUCAUCCGGCAGCUCAGCAGCCUCAGUAAAUAUGCGGAGGAUUUGUUCGGCGAGCUCUUUAAUGAAGCUCAUUCGUUCUCGUUUCGAGUGAAUUCACUGCAGGAGAGAGUCGACCGUCUGUCAGUCAGCGUCACUCAACUAGACCCCAAAGAGGAGGAGUUGUCUCUUCAGGACAUCACCAUGAGGAAGGCUUUCCGCAGCUCCACCAUCCAGGACCAGCAGUUGUUUGAGCGUCAGUCUCUCCCCGUCCCCAUGCAGGAGACGUAUGAGCUGUGUGAACAGCCCCCACCGCUGAACAUCCUGACGCCCUACAGGGAUGAUGGGAAGGAGGGUCUGAAGUUCUACACAAACCCGUCAUAUUUCUUCGACCUCUGGAGAGAGAAGAUGCUGCAGGACACUGAAGACAAGAGGAAGGAGAGGCGGAAACAGAAGUUGCAGGAUCCGCACAUGUACGAUCAGGUCUAUAAAUAUCUAGACCUCCCAGUGCAGCUGAAGAACAUCGACCGUCCUCAGGAUGUGGAUAAGGUUCCUCGAGCUCCUCACGACCGCAAGAAGGAGUGGCAGAAGAUGGCGUUAGGAGCUGAACUGGCGGACGAUGAACCCGAAAACACACACAGAGACGCCAACGGAUCCACCGCACACACUGACAACAGGCAAAUGUACAUUGAUCAUCAUCUGGACGGGCCGUUCUCUCUGGCCGCGCUGCCGUACUCUCAGAUGAACGAACUGCUGAACCGCAGUGGAGAGAGAAACUACGGCCGACCGCACGAACCUCCACCACCCCCACCCUCACACCAGCCUGACCUCAAACCAGCCUCCGUCAUCAGCUCCAGCUCAGGUUUCUCCGACAGCGUCACUCAGUCUCCUGCUCGCACACCUGUCUUCCUCAACCCCAAUGCUCCGCCCCCAGCCCCGCCCCCUUUACCCCCUCCUCCUCCUCCUUUGCCAGGCAGCGUAUCAGGUUCAAGGAUGCGAGGUUCAGGCCCGCCUCCAAUCCCUCCUUUACCUUCCCAGCAGCCCCCAGCCAUCCCCCCUCCCCCUGCCCCACUCCAGAUCGCCCCAGGCGUCCUACACCCUGCCCCCCCUCCGGUGGCCCCGCCUCUUCACUCAUCUCCCGCCAAGGCUCUGCCCACAGAUGGAACGGUUUUACCGCCUCCUCCUCCUCCCCCUCCUUUGCCCCUCCCAGGAAACCGAAGCUCCUCCCCUUGCACAUCCUCAGCCCCGCCUUCCAUGCCUUCCUUUCCAUCGGGAGCAGUUUCGUCUCCGCCCACCCACUCGGGUCACGAGGUCAAGCGGUAUCCAGCCAACCUGCCGCCAAUCAGCGACGCCCGCAGCGUCCUACUGGAGGCCAUACGUAAAGGGAUCCAGCUUCGGAAGGUGGAGGAGCAGCGCGAGCAGGAGGCGAAACACGAGCGUGUGGGAAAUGACGUGGCCACGAUUCUGUCUCGACGCAUCGCAGUGGAAUACAGCGACUCUGAGGAUGAGUCUGAGUUUGACGAGAUCGACUGGAUGGAGUGAACACACACAUAUACACAUACACACACACACAUACAUACACACGCAUACACACGCAUACAUAUAUAUACACACACUCACACAUACAUUCACACAACUCCCAUCAUGCUUUGCUCUCAUGUUUCUAAACACACCUUCUGCAUCUGAAGGUUUCUUUAAUCUGUUGGUGUGUGUUUAAUGGAGCUCUGGGUUCCUCCGGAUCAGAACGUGACGGCGUUUAUUAUUCUUUACAUAUCAUCAAACUGUUCUUCCAUGUCAAAGAUGUGAAGUGUGUGUGUGUGUGUGUGUGUGUGUGUGUGUGUGUGUGUGUGUAUGUGUGUGUUUAUGAAGGAGAAAUGAAGAGAAUCUCUCGUUCAGGUCAGAAUUUACACGACAGGCAAAUAAAGACAGAAGUAAAUCACAUUAAACUGAUAAUUCACACUUUCGAGAAUUCUGUAAAAUGUCAUGAAAUUAAAGUCAGAAUUUAUAUUGUACAAAAUAUUAAAGAUUAUUUAUGGGCUUUGUUUUUUUGGAGGGCGCAACGUGUGAUGUGGCAUUUUCAUUUCAAUAAAAUUCAUCAGUUUUUGUUCAGAUUUUAUUCCACGCUCAAAAUAAUCUCUUUUUUUUUAUUGUGUUUUUUAUUCGUUUAAUUUUAUUUCACAAAAAUAAUAUUUGUAAAUAUUUUGACUAAAAUAAUAAUUAUUAGAUGUUUGUUACUAUUAUUAAUAUUAUU